This is a messenger RNA of Diprion similis, 665 nucleotides long. Its product is annotated as mitochondrial translation release factor in rescue. The transcript has a single exon. Gene Ontology annotation, biological process: translational termination. The coding region runs from base 1 to 549 and encodes 182 amino acids. The record is from RefSeq and is a predicted model, not a curated record. Gene Ontology annotation, molecular function: translation release factor activity. Gene Ontology annotation, cellular component: mitochondrion. NCBI's taxonomy places the organism in Eukaryota, Metazoa, Arthropoda, Insecta, Hymenoptera, Diprionidae.
AUGUUUCUGAAAACUAUGAGAUAUUUGCAAGUCUUGCAGAGUUUACCCAAUAGUCAUUUAAAAUUAUCACUUUUAGGAAGAAACUUUUGCAAAAAUCAAACUCCAGAAAGAUGUAGAACAGAAAUAGGAUUGCUUCAAGUUUCCAGAAACAAGUCACAGUUAUGCUUGAUAACUCGCUCAAUGUCUAUAAAAAAGCAUUUAGAUUACACCAACGUUCCAAAGAUAGACGAAGCUGACAUCGAAAUACAAUUUGUGAGAGGUAGCGGCCCGGGGGGUCAGGCAACCAAUAAAACAAACAACGCGGUGCUAAUGAAGCACAAACCGACUGGGCUAGUCGUAAAGUGUCACCAGUCUAGAAGUGUUUGGGAGAACAAGAAAACCGCUUUCGAAUUGUUGACCAUGAAGUUGGAUACCUUGAUGAAUGGGAAAAACUCGAUAGAGGAACAAAUAAAAGCCAUACAAGCCAAGAAAUCCACAGCGCAAGCCAGGAAGAAAAGGAAGCUCGAUGAAUUAAAAGCAGCUUUCAAAGAACGCGAAGGUCUCGAUUAGUAACAGCAACUUGUUAAGCAAAUUUAACGUUCAUAUGUUGAAUAAAAACAAUGGGUAGAAAAAUUAGUCAUAAUAAUAUGUUUAGCAAAGUGCAAAUUCAACAUCAAUAUUGUAGC